AAACGGGACGAGCGCAGCAUCAAGAACACAGGCAUUCGGGUGGUGGAUUUCGGCAGUGCCACUUUCGAUCACGAGCAUCACAGCACCAUCGUCUCCACGCGGCACUACCGGGCACCCGAAGUCAUUUUGGAACUCGGCUGGACCCAACCCUGCGACGUCUGGAGCGUUGGCUGCAUUAUCUUCGAGUAUUACAUGGGCUUCACCUUGUUCCAGACCCACGACAAUCGCGAGCACCUGGCGAUGAUGGAGCGUAUCCUAGGCCCCAUCCCAUCGAGGAUGAUCCGAAAAACCAGGAAGCAGAAAUAUUUCUACCACGGACAUUUGGACUGGGAUGAGAAUACCUCGGCGGGGCGCUACGUGCGUGAAAAUUGCAAGCCGCUCCGGGUAAGCCGGGGGCCUGUUCCUGCCUCCCACCGGCCCGACCAAGUUGGAUUCCUUCAGGAAACCAGCAUAAUGCAUCGUAACGUGAUAGAAAUAACAUGCCGGUCACCAAAGCGUCCGGAUUUUGAUCUCGUGACCCACAGCGACACCGCU
Molecule: messenger RNA, 534 nt
Organism: Pseudonaja textilis
Lineage: Eukaryota; Metazoa; Chordata; Lepidosauria; Squamata; Elapidae
Source: RefSeq, a predicted model, not a curated record